UAAAUGAUAUGAAUGUUAUGAUUGAUGGUGUAAAUGGAGUGAAUGAUGAUACGAAUGAUGGUAUUAACGAUAAUAUAAAUAAUGAUAUGAAUGAUAUGAAUAAUGGUAUGAAUAGUGUGAAUAUUGUAAUUGAUAGUGUGAAUGAUGUGAAUGAUGUGAAUGAUAUUAUAAAUAGUGUUAAUAGUGGUAUGAAUAAUAGUAGUAAACAAAUAAGACAAGAGAGUUGA
Molecule: messenger RNA, 227 nt
Organism: Dentiscutata heterogama
Lineage: Eukaryota; Fungi; Glomeromycota; Glomeromycetes; Diversisporales; Gigasporaceae
Source: the annotation of a GenBank genome assembly